Messenger RNA from Callorhinchus milii (elephant shark), 3411 nucleotides. RefSeq names its product sodium channel protein type 8 subunit alpha-like. Gene Ontology annotation, biological process: sodium ion transmembrane transport; neuronal action potential; membrane depolarization during action potential. The transcript is spliced from 13 exons. Gene Ontology annotation, molecular function: voltage-gated sodium channel activity. Bases 58 to 3411 code for a protein of 1117 amino acids. Lineage: Eukaryota; Metazoa; Chordata; Chondrichthyes; Chimaeriformes; Callorhinchidae. Gene Ontology annotation, cellular component: plasma membrane; axon; voltage-gated sodium channel complex. The record is from RefSeq and is a predicted model, not a curated record.
AUUAUUUGUUUUGUGUUGCAGCUGCGAGUGAUUAAACUGGCCAAGUCCUGGGGCACCAUGUACUCGCUGCUUAAGAUAAUCGGGAACUCGGUGGGAGCCCUUGCCAACCUGACGAUCAUCCUCGUGGUCAUCAUUUUCAUCUUCGCAGUGGUGGGCAUGCAGCUCUUUAAAAAUAGCUACGCCAAAGAAAAUUGGAGCUUGCUGCCCGAUGAUAUGUUGCCGCUGCGUUGGCACAUGUGCGAUUUCUUACACUCCUUCAUGAUCGUCUUCCGCAUCCUGUGCGGAGAAUGGAUUGAGAACAUGUGGAUAUGCAUGCAGCUGGACGGAAAGCCUCGCUGCAUCAUCAUCUUCAUGGCGGUGCUCAUCAUUGGCAACCUGGUGGUGCUCAACCUCUUCCUGGCCCUGUUGUUGAGCUCCUUCAGCGCGGAUAAGUUCGCGGCAUCGGAGGAUGAGCCCGAUGCAUCCAACAUGCACCUGGCCAUCGACCGCAUCCGGAGGGCGGCGGCCUUCACGAGGGCCACGCUCACCGCCUUCUUCUGCAAGUUGGCCAAGACGACGAGGGAGGACGCCGGCGGCCCGGACAGCGUCGCCAACGGGUGCAGGGCGGGCGCCUGCGCGACGCCAGUACGGGGCGUGGGUCAGCCCUGCGCGGUGGCGGUGGCCCGACGCUCGUGCAUGCGCCCGGCUCAUGGCAGCGGUGGCGGCAACUGCAGAGUGCGCUGCUCAGCCGAGCACGUGACGCUCGCCAUGCCCGAGACGGAGCACGAGAUGAUUGAGAUUCAGGAGUGUAAGUAUGAUUGCGAAGAGCCUGACUUUGCGGACUGUGCAAGGAAUCAUGAGAAAGUUGAGAAGGAGCCAUCCGAACAGCAGCAGCAGCAAGAGAAGGAAAAGGACAGACUGGAUGAUUGCUUCCCACAGUGGUGCGUAGCUCGUUCUCCCUGCUGUGCCUCUGGCGAAGCGAGUGAAGUGGGCAUGUUCUGGUCCACCCUACGCAAGGCCUGCUUCAUCAUCGUGGAGCAUAACUGGUUUGAGACGUUCAUCAUCUUCAUGAUCCUGCUAAGCAGCGGCGUCUUGGCGUUUGAAGAUGUCUACAUCGCUAAGAGGAAGACGAUACAGAUAGUGCUCGAAUAUGCCGACAAGGUGUUCACCUACGUGUUCAUCCUGGAGAUGCUGCUCAAGUGGCUGGCGUACGGAUUGCAGAAAUACUUCACCAACAUGUGGUGCUGGCUCGACUUCUUAAUCGUAGGGGUGUCCGUAACAUCGCUCGUUGCCACGUUGCUCAAGUACGAUGAGCUCAGUGCCAUCAAAGCUCUGAGGACCGUCCGGGCUCUCAGACCACUCAGAGCCUUAUCAAGAUUUGAGGGCAUGAGGGUCGUGGUGAACGCGCUGAUCGGGGCAUUCCCGUCUAUCGUCAACGUCCUCCUCGUGUGCCUCAUCUUCUGGCUCAUCUUCAGCAUCAUGGGCGUCGACCUCUUCAAGGGGAAAUUCUACAAGUGCGUCAACAAGACCGACAUGAAGAUCUGUAGCAGCUCGGUCGUCAGAAACAAGAAUGAAUGCGACGUGAAUGCCUCGCAGGAUUGGGUUAACAUGCCCGUUAAUUUCGACAACGUGGCCACGGGGUACCUGGCCUUGCUGCAAGUUGCUACUUUCAAGGGGUGGAUAGACAUCAUGUCUGCUGCAGUUGAUGCCACCAAGAAGGAUGAACAGCCUAAGUUUGAGGAAAACAAAUACAGUUACGGUUUCUUUGUUUUCUUCAUUACUUUUGGAGCAUUUUUCAUCCUCAACCUUUUCAUUGGUGUCAUCAUUGAUAACUUCAACCAGCAAAAGAAAAAGAUAGGAGGGGAAGAUAUAUUCUUGACAGAAGAACAAAGGAAAUUCCACAGUGCAAUGAAGAAACUCCGCUCAAAGAAACCACAAAAGCCUGUGCCUAGGCCGCAUAAUAAGCUACAAAAUCUUGCCUACGACCUGGUGGGCACCCAGGCCUUCGACGUGACCAUCAUGGCGCUCAUUUGCCUUAAUAUGCUGGUCAUGAUGAUCGAGACCGAUAGCCAGAGCAAGGAAAUGGAGAACGCCCUCCACUACAUCAACAUCAUCUUCAUCGCGAUGUUCAGCGCCGAGUGCCUGCUCAAGCUCUUCGCCCUGCGACAAUACUACUUCAAGUUUGCGUGGAACAUUUUCGACAUUGUCGUCAUCGUCAUGUCCUUUCUUUCGAAUGGGCUUGCUGAGACCAUGAAGAAUUUUUUCUUUGAGCCCACGCUCAUCCGCGUGGUUCGGCUCGCCCGGAUCGGGCGCGUACUCCGUCUGGUCCGCGGCGCACAGGGGAUCCGCACCCUCCUGCUGGCGCUGCUCAUGUCGCUGCCGGCGCUCUUCAACAUCGGCCUGCUCCUCUUCCUCGUCAUGUACAUCUUCUCCAUCUUCGGCAUGUCCAACUUCGGAUACCUGCAGCACAAGGCCGGCAUCAACGACAUGUUCAACUUCGAGACGUUCGGCGGGGCCAUGCUUUGCCUCUUCCAGAUCACGACGUCGGCCGGCUGGGACGGGCUGCUGGCGCCGACGUUCCCGCUCAACUGCGACCGCUCCUUCAAGCACCCGGGCACGUCGGUCGAGAGCAACUGUGGCAACACCUCUUUCGGCGUGGCGUUCUACGUCAGCUACAUCAUCAUCUCCUUCCUCAUCGUCGUCAACAUGUACAUCGCCGUCAUCCUCGAGAACUUCGCUAUCGCCACGCAGGAGAGCGCCGAGCCCCUGAGCGAGGACGACUUCGAGGCCUUCUACGAGGUGUGGGGCAAGUUCGACCCCACGGUGACGCAGUUCAUAGCCUACAAAAAUCUCUCCGUCUUUUUGGACUCUCUGGACGACCCGCUGCGCGUGCCCAAGCCCAACCAUCUGGCGAUUGCCGCCCUCGACCUGCCCAUCGUGGCCGGUGAUCGCAUCCACUGCCUGGAGGUUCUAUUCGCGCUCACUAAGCGCGUGCUGGGGGAGGGCGAAGGCAUGGACGCGAUGCGCCUGCAGAUGGAGGAGCGCUUCAUGGACAGCGGCUCCGCCGGCAACGGCACGCUCGCACCCAUCUCGAGCACACUCCGGCGCUGGCAGGAGGAGCUGGCGGCCAUCAAGAUCCAGCGCGCGUUCAGGAAGCGGCUCACCAACAGAAGUACCUCGCCCACACUGCAGAGAGGUUCCAGCUGGGCCAGGGCCGGGGGUUCCGACGGGAUGAUGGUGCCCGCCGCCGCUGCCGCCACCGCCGGCGCCACCGCCGUCGCCCCAAUCAUCAACGCCCCGCAAGAUUACGUCGGCAAUACGGGCAACGAGAAGGUGAAGAUUAUCGUUACAUUGCCUUCUUUCUCGUCAGGAGAUAACAUCGUCGUUAGUGCGGAUGUGAAUUGUGCUGACCAUGAUGGGAAACUUUCGUGA